Molecule: messenger RNA, 1591 nt
Organism: Salvelinus namaycush (lake trout)
Lineage: Eukaryota; Metazoa; Chordata; Actinopteri; Salmoniformes; Salmonidae
Product: polycomb group RING finger protein 6-like
Exons: 10
Coding region: 226-1071 (281 amino acids)
Biological process (GO): negative regulation of transcription by RNA polymerase II
Cellular component (GO): PRC1 complex
Molecular function (GO): promoter-specific chromatin binding
Source: RefSeq, a predicted model, not a curated record
UUGGGAUUAGCGAUAACAUUUAAGCAAUAGUUAGUGGUUAAAUCACAUGGGGUUUAUUGGUAACGUUAGUCCGUUAAAGUUAAGAUUGAACUGUUAUCGUUGUUUUUUUGUUUUUGUAUUCCUUGAGCUAGCCAGCACGUUUGCUAAUAAUGCCAGUGUCAGGUGAAUAUCAAAUGAUUAAUUGAAGAAUUUAUUGGCGCGGAAAUCAACCCAAUUUGCAGUACCAUGGAGGACAGCACCACGGAACUCGAAAGACCCGGUUGUUUGAGUGUCGGUCAGCAAUCAGAAGAGGCGACACCAACCGAUAUUAGCCACCAGAACAGUGUCGACAACGAUGGUUCGAAAGACCACAAUGGGACAUCCAAUAAUGUUGACUCGGAUUCAGGGGAUGAGCCUGAACUCCCUCUUAAUCAAUUUUACCCUUACAUCCGCUGUACUCUCUGCUGCGGAAUCCUCAUUGAUUCCACCACCAUAACCGAGUGUCUGCACACUUUUUGUAAAAGCUGCAUAGUGAAACACUUCUUCUACAGCAACAGGUGUCCCAAUUGCAGCAUUGUAGUCCACCAGACACAACCACUGUACAACAUAAAACCUGACAGACAGUUGCAAGAUAUUGUUUACAAGAUGCUGCCACAUCUGGAAGAAAUGGAGAGAGCAAGGAUGAUUGAUUUUUACAAACAGAGAGGACUGGAGGUGCCUAAACCAGUGAUGGCGGUCCCUGUGCUGAAGAACCAGAAGCAGAGGAGGGCAUUGCUGCCCCAGUCUGUCUUCGCCAUCCCUCCUGAACUGGACGUGUCACUGCAGCUGGAGUUUCUGGGAGCGGAAGAAGGCAUAGACGGCUAUAAGCCUUUGGAGAGGCGGUAUGUGCGAGUAUCGGGGGAUGCCACUGUCCGCCAUGUGGCGCUCUUCAUCAGGAGGAAGAUGGAGCUGAGUCCCACCUGCCAGUGGUAUGAUGUCACGUUGUGGUGCAGGUGGAGGUUGUGUGUGGAGACCACCUCCUGGACCGUUACCAGUCGCUACGAGAGGUUCAGAGCUCCAUGGGAGAUGACGCUCUACAGGAUGGUCUUUUGAUUCUCCACUUUGGACUGGUGCUGGCUGCUCACACGUGAGCAGGGGGAAGGAAGUGGGAUGGAUGUGAUCCUGAUAUUAACCAUGACCCUCAGGGAACCACGGUCUUCAUUCUGCUACUAAUGCCUAACAGAAUCAAGUCUUCUACUCUCUGCCACUUAUACCUGACAGUUAACAGUGAAUUGCUGAAUCCUGGGCCCCGAAACCUUCUGGUUAGGAUUAGGUUAUAGUUUAUCUCCAAGACUAAUUUCAGAGGUCUGAAAGACUACAAGGACCUGUCAUGCUACUGAUGCCAAAAGCUCAUGUUUUUGCUACACUUUGAGUUGAAUGUACACCGUAUUCUUUUUUCUUUUUUUGUGACCAACUUUUGUAGCAGUCCCCCUCCCAUUCAUUCCCCGAGUCUCUAUUUAGAACAAAGUAUAAAUACAUAUACAGUGCAUUCGGAGAGUAUUCAGACCCCUUGACAUGUUCCACAUUUUGUUACGUUAUAGCCCUAUUCUAAAAUGUAUUAAAUACAUACAAA